AUGGCGGUAGCUACUUUAAACCAGAAUUAUCACUAUGGCCACAUUACGUCAUAUAAUUGGCAAUAUUUUGAUGGCGGGAACUAUACCCCGAAUAUUCCACAAGAUGACAAUUUUUCAAGUCUAUUGAGAGACGCGGUUGAUCCUUCUCUUUUGGAUGGUAGUUGUUAUGACUUUGAACCAACUGAUACUGUGCUGGAUCCGGCUAUACAAGAAUUGAUACUUCAAAGUGAAUCACCUGUUAGCAGCAUGCUGAAUUUUGAGAACCCGGAAGCUUUUAUGAUAAAACAAGAGGAAGUUGAUUCUGACAACGAAAGUGUGAUGUUACAACAUGAAGAUCUCGAUUUCCUUGAUCGCGACCGUUCUGUAGAUAGUGAAGAUUCUAAUUGUUAUGGCAACAGUCCUAGAUCCUCUACUGACUCCGGCUAUAAUGAUGAAAGUAAUAUUCCAAGAUUUGACUGCAUCUAUGAAAGUAAAUUAUGCAUUUCUAACGAAGUAUUUUACGAAGAUGAUGAUAUUGAUUCCAAGCCUUACUGUAAAUCUAACAGAGGUGCUAAAAAGAACUUACUAUGGAAAUUUAUUCUUGAAACAUUGAAAGAUAAAAACCAAAAACUGAUCUCGUGGCAAGAUGAAAGGGAGGGAACAUUUAAAUUCGAUGAUACUGUUGCAUUCAGUAGGAGGUGGGGAGCCAAAAAGGGAAAGAAUGACAUGAACUUUGAGAAAUUAAGCAGAGCAAUAAGGCAUUAUUACAAAAAUGGGUUGAUGUCGAGGAUAUCAACAGAAAGGCUGGUGUACAAAUUUAACUGGAAAAGUGUACCAAUCCGUUAUAGAAGAUACUAA
Molecule: messenger RNA, 837 nt
Organism: Lottia gigantea (owl limpet)
Lineage: Eukaryota; Metazoa; Mollusca; Gastropoda; Lottiidae
Exons: 8
Coding region: 1-837 (278 amino acids)
Biological process (GO): regulation of transcription by RNA polymerase II; cell differentiation
Cellular component (GO): nucleus
Molecular function (GO): DNA-binding transcription factor activity, RNA polymerase II-specific; sequence-specific DNA binding
Source: RefSeq, a predicted model, not a curated record